Molecule: messenger RNA, 1461 nt
Organism: Zophobas morio
Lineage: Eukaryota; Metazoa; Arthropoda; Insecta; Coleoptera; Tenebrionidae
Product: 5' exonuclease Apollo-like
Exons: 11
Coding region: 46-552 (168 amino acids)
Biological process (GO): double-strand break repair via nonhomologous end joining; interstrand cross-link repair
Molecular function (GO): 5'-3' DNA exonuclease activity; damaged DNA binding
Source: RefSeq, a predicted model, not a curated record
CGUUUAGUGCGCUCUGAAAUCUGGAAGGUUCAUUUAUGGCAGGCAAUGGUGGGCUUUGUUAUUCCAAGUACACCUAUUUCUUUGGAUCACUGGAAAUAUUCGCCCGGCGUGAACAUAUAUUUUCUUUCACAUCUUCAUUCAGAUCACAGUGAAGGACUAAGACCCUCCUUUCGCUAUGGGUCUAUAUAUUGUUCUUCAACUACACGUCGACUUUUACUUGAAAGAUACCAACUCGACCCUUCGUUAGUGAUAACUAUAAACCCUGGUGAGACAAGAAGCGUUAGCUUAGAUGACUUUGAUAAAGAAAAACUAAGUGUCACUGCAAUAGAUGCUAACCACUGCCCUGGCUCUCUUAUGUUUUUAUUAGAAGCUUAUUUUGGUACGGUGCUGUACACAGGAGACUUUAGGUAUGAGAGUGGGAUAUUAGAUGUGAACUUGCUUCAAAAUAAAAUCAUUGAUCAUAUUUACCUUGACAAUACUUAUUGUCACCCCAAAUUCCAAUUUCCAAAAAGACUUAUUAGACAGAGGCCGCAGCAGAACUGCUUAAAAUAAUUCAUUCAUUUCCUAAUCACAAUGUGGUCAUAGGCGUUGAUUCUCUUGGAAAAGAAGAGCUUCUUGUCGACGUCGCCGUCUCCCUUGAAGUCUUAAUAAAAGUGACUCCUGAAAAGUAUAGGUUGAUAGAAGUAGUGGGUGGCUUGCCUUCGGUUUUCACUAUGAACGCCGACGCCACUUUUGUCUCUGCAGUCCCCAAGCAAUCGUUGACCUCUUCUCUUUUGUAUAAGCUAAACGAGGAGUGGCCGACCAUCGGAAUCCUCCCAACGGCGUUUUUGGCCUUUUCUUCCCGAAAGGCUACUGUGCAGCAUCCUCUUUUAUUCGUAUGUACUAGAAAAGUGUAGGGCGGUGGCAGUCUCCUUAUAGCAAAGUUGGUGUCUUUCAUUACACUAACACUCGUGAUUGUGCUUCCUGUAGCGGAGGCCUGUAAAAAGAUACGCUCUGGCUUUCUUACUCUUGUACUGAAUUACCUAAUCCUUCACUGUUUAGGUAGUACCUUACUCUCUCCACUCGCCUUUCACCGAAAUUUUAGAGUUUCUGAAAGUUUUGCAGUUCAACUCGAUAUCUGGCAUUAUUGGGGAUAAGUCACUUGACCCCCGCCGAUACUUUCCCUGUAAACGGAAAUUUAAAUUCAAAGUUCCGCCCUGUGUGACGGAAGCAAUGCAGAAAAGAGGGCGCAAGCCCCUCUUAACUCGAAAGUUCCUAAUUCCGCGCAAUAAAAGAGGAGUGAAAUGGCUGGAAGGGAUUAGUCCCCUAACCCUUUCAAGGUUUAAAAACAAAGGAAUUACCUACCUUAAGGAGGUGGAAGUAGCUGAUAAAAAUAUUUUUAAACAAGAAAAUGGGGAAAACGUGUAGAUUUUAAGGCCUGCUACCCUGUUAUAAAAACAGAAACGCUCUUACUUUGCAUAU